Solanum verrucosum is the source of this 1800-nucleotide messenger RNA. Its product is annotated as receptor-like serine/threonine-protein kinase SD1-7. The record is from RefSeq and is a predicted model, not a curated record. Bases 1 to 1800 code for a protein of 599 amino acids. The transcript is spliced from 9 exons. Gene Ontology annotation, molecular function: ATP binding; protein kinase activity. Gene Ontology annotation, biological process: protein phosphorylation. Lineage: Eukaryota; Viridiplantae; Streptophyta; Magnoliopsida; Solanales; Solanaceae.
AUGAGGAUAAGGAAGAGAGGGAGACAGACGUGCGAGCUGGGCUCGGGUCUGGGCUGCGAUUCGCUGGAUCGCUGGACUGGUCCAUUUUAUGGGACUAGACACAGAAGGAGACAUUUUUCUCCAAGAUAUACUGGGAACAACGUAUGGAUUCAUAAGCCCAACAGUACAGUUCCCUUACCAGUACUGAAGCUCCUUGAUUCAGGUAAUCUUGUGUUUGGAGAUUCUAGCAAUCUGACGGCUGGAGAGUACCUGUGGCAAAGCUUUGACCACCUAGUUGACACAUUAUUACCAGGAAUGAAGCUUGGCUGGGACAAGAAAACUGGCAUCGACCGAUCCAUGAGGUCCUGGAGGACAGAAGGUGAUCCAACUCCAGGUGAUUAUUUGUUCAGCAUUUGUGGGCCUUAUGGAGUUUGUAAUGAUGGAGAUCUCCCCUGCGGGUGUCCUGAUGGUUUCACAGCUGCAUCACCAGAUGCAUGGGGCAUGAUGAAUUUUACGGAGGGAUGUAGGAGAAACAUCUCACUUAACUACACCAAUAAAGACGUCUUUGUAGAGAAUAUUGGACUGAAGUUGCCUGAUAAUGCUACUUACUGGGGAAUGUUGUACCACCAGGAGUGUGAACAGAAGUGCUUAAAUGAAAGAUCGUAUGCACCUGUUUCCGACAGCAGAUGGAAACAUGAAUGGACAGUUUUUGCUUCUUUAAUCUCAGAGCUGGCACUACUUAUUAUUUUGCUUAUAGUUGUUGUGGUUCUAUGUCAAAAAAUGAGGACAAAGGUGCUAGAUGAACAAGAAAUCAAUCAGCUGACAAAUUCUCAAGGAGCUUUGCUGCAAGGCAAUAAUGUCAUUGCAUAUGAUUCCAGUGAUCUAGCUAUAGCCACUAACAAUUUCUCGCUGGUCAAUAAGAUAGGGCAUGGUGGCUUUGACAAUGUUUAUAAGGGUGUACUAGAGAAUGGAGUAGAAAUAGCAGUGAAGAAGCAGAACGUGACUUCACGUCAAGGAUUUAUUGAGUUCGAGAAUGAAGUCAAGUUAAUAGCAAAGCUACAACAUCAUGACCUAGCCAAAUUGUUGGGAUACUGCAUUAAUGGAAUAGAAAAAUUCCUAGUCUAUGAGUUCUUAAAUAAUAUUUUUCUUUUUGUAUUUGUUUUUUGUACAUGUCUAGAUCCUGCAAAAAGGGGUACAGUAACAUGGCCAAUGCGCUUUAACAUUAUCAAAGGAAUCGCAAAAGGAUUAGUUUACAUACAUCAUGACUCAAGGUUGACAAUAAUCCACCGGGACUUAAAAGCUAGCAAUGUCUUUCUAGACAGAGAGAUGACACCCAAGAUAUCUGACUUAGGGUUGUCAAGGGUAUUCGAAGAUGAUGUUGAAGAAAAGACUCAGCAUUUAAUUGGAACACGUGGUUAUAUGCCUCCUGAGUACAUGAAAAAUGGACAUUAUUCAACAAAAUCAGACGUUUUUAGUUUUGGAAUCCUGGCAUUGGAGAUUGUGAAUGGCCAAAAGAAUUAUGAUUAUCGGCACCCAGUCUAUGAUAUUGGUCUAGUAGACUAUGCAAGCAGAAUUUGGAGUAAGGGGAAUGCCAUAGAACUACUGGAUCCAAUGAUUGAAAAACCAGGUGAUGAGAAUGAAGUUUUAGGAUGCAUCCUUGUUGGGCUCUUGUGUUGUCAACGCCGUGCCCAAGACAGGCCUUCAAUGAUUCAGGUGGUUUCCUUACUGGAGGAGAAUGAAAUGUCAAGGUUAAAUUUUGUGCCUCAGGAACCUUUAUACUCCAAGGAGUUGAGUCGCGGUGCAGGAGUUGAAACAGCAUGA